UAGAGAGCGUAGAAGCCCUUGAUUUUACCGGAAAUGCAACGACGUUGAAUCUUAACUGGCGCAACUUGCUAGCGGGUGAAGGAGGGGUUGAUGUAUAUGAAGGCAACUGAGGACGUCCAGCCGACCGGAUUGAAGAAAGAUAAAAUAACAUCUCAAGAUACUCGGUUGGAGCCAAUGUCCACACCUUCCUGAUUGCAGUUAAGGAUCGUGGAUGUCCAUUUAAAGACGCUCGUAUCCGCUCAAAACAAAAAUUUCCGAGCAUUUCAAACGUACCAAGGAAAAGUCGACCAAGCUUUUGGAUCAAGUCAUGUCUCGCAGAAGAAGUCGAAGUCCAUCACCAGGGCGCCUUGCACGCACCUGUAGCAGUACGGAUCCCCGAGAUUUGGAACGGAGGAUUUUUGUUGGGAAUUUGCCGACAUCAGACAUGGAGAAGAAGGAUUUGGAAGAACUUUUCAGCCCGUAUGGAAAAGUAGUUGGCGUGUCCAUGUUUCGUGGCUAUGGAUUUGUACAAUUUGAACGCACAGAGGAAGCCGAAGCUGCAAAGGUGGCCCAAAAGGGCAGAAUUUAUAAAGGUUAUAAAAUAGAUGUAAAUAUGGCAGUGGAGCGACGGUCAGCUAAACCUCAUUCCCAGCCGAGCCCUCCACGCAGGCCCUCCUACGGCGGUUACGGAGACAGCAAAGAGCCACGGCCUCGGUCACGCUCACCUGUUUUUCCUCGCGACUCCCGAGAUCGUGACUCACGUGACACCCGAGAUCGUGACGCUCGAGAUGGACGUGACGGCAGGGAGGCAAGACCAGGAAGCCACCCUCGCGACCACGAAUAUCGUUACCGCGGGUCGGAGAGCAGGGACAAAGACCUGAGAGGACCGCCGAGAGACCCUGCCUACAGUAGAGAGGAGUAUGACCGCUUUUACCGUGGCGGAAGCGGCGCCGAAGACUACUAUAGGAGGAAGGAUGAAGCAUUCAGGGAGCCAUAUAGAGAUCCUUGGAAUGGACGUCGUGAGCCUGAAGAUGACCGCGCCCGUCCCGAGGAGCGUCGACGCAACGAUCUCUAUCGACAGUACUACGAAGAACUACAGCGGCGCCAAGACACCGAACGUCCCGUCGACUGCUCUGUGAUUGUUGUCAACAAGGCUCAGAAUCGGGAGUAUGCUGAGACGGUUGGGCGCAAAGUCCAUGAUCUGGGCAUGGUGGUGGACCUGAUCUUCCUCAACACUGAAGUGUCACUGACUCAGGCGCUGGAAGAUGUAGGCCGAGCGCGCACUCCUUUCGCCAUUAUUAUUACCCAGCAGCACCAGGUCCAUCGAUCCUGCACCGUCAACAUCCUGUUUGGCACACCUCAAGAGCAUCGCAACAUGCCCAUGCAGGACGCCAUGAUCCUCAUAGCCCACAACUAUGACACCUACAAGGUGGAGAGUCGCGAAAAGGAGCGUGAGGAGAUUGCCAGGAAGGCUGCCAAGAUGGCUGACGAUGUGUUGCUCAGAGAGCUCGACCGAGAGAGCCACCCGACCUCCUUGCUCACAUCCAUCACUCUGCUGGCCGAGAACAGGUUUUUAACGCCAGAGGAGUUGGAUGGUCUGGUAGCUUACCUGACAGACAAAAGAGCACGGCUCUUGCGGAACCCUGCAGAUGCUCACACAGGAGCAGUCCUCCCUGCGUCUGCCACCCCUCUCCAUGAUGUUGCCCCCCAGGCGACUGGCAUCGCUGCAUCCCGCCCGGCGCCUCAGACCAGCCACCUGGGCAUGCAAAAUCCUUUGAACACCCAGGCCACCCCCAACCACGAACUCCAAGCCAAGAUCCUCAGUCUCUUCAAAAGCAACACCGGGAUGCAGGGAGGGGUUGCUGCUCCGUCGUCCGCCGCAACUCAGUCUCAGGAGUACGGGUUGCCCGGGGCUGGCCACAACCUCGGCCGUCCAGGGAUGCCCGCUGCCCCUCAAGCUACAACUCAGGGGUACGGUGCCCAAAUGGGCCGAACGCCCCAAGCAUCCAGUGGUCAAAGAGUCCCCAACUCUGCUGCUGGUAUCAAUUUUGAUAACCCGAGUGUCCAGAAAGCUUUGGAAACUCUCAUCCACAGCGGGCCGUCUCUCAAUCACCUGGUGAAUCCUGGGGCUCUGGUUCAACAACAACAGCAGCAGCAGCAGCAACAACAACAGCAGCAACAGCAACAGCAGCUGCAACAGCCACUGCACCCUCAGCAACAACACCCUCAGCAACAGCAGCUGCACCCUCAACAGCAACACCCUCAGCAGCACCCUCAGCAACAACACCCUCAGCAACACCUGCAGCUGCAACAGCAGCAGCAGCAGCUUUCAGCAGGUAGACCAGCAGCCGGCAUGGCCUCUCAGAUGCCCAUGUACCCCCGACAUUACUGAUAGCCCACCCUGGACCCCAUUUCCAGACUGUAGACGUGUUUUGUAAACGAUUUUAAUCUUUUGUUUUUAUUAUCGUAUUUUCAUGCUUUUGGUUCCAUUUGAAGACGGUCAGUUAAAUGUUCUUUGUUCAUGAUGGUUCUACAGUCCUCCUUUGUGCUCGUGUACAGAAUGUUCUAGAUCAACAUUAAAAAGUCACACCACCAA
Doryrhamphus excisus (bluestripe pipefish) is the source of this 2575-nucleotide messenger RNA. It is a transcript of the gene ncoa5, whose product is annotated as nuclear receptor coactivator 5. NCBI's taxonomy places the organism in Eukaryota, Metazoa, Chordata, Actinopteri, Syngnathiformes, Syngnathidae. Gene Ontology annotation, biological process: regulation of signal transduction. The record is from RefSeq and is a predicted model, not a curated record. Gene Ontology annotation, molecular function: RNA binding. Gene Ontology annotation, cellular component: nucleoplasm.